ACGUCGGAGGGUGACGUAGCGCCGCCGGACAAAACUUACGAAAAUAUAUGUGGUUCACGUACUUUUUCGUGUUACCAAGUACAAGUUGAGUUGUGUUUGUGAACUUCAACAUGUUUUAGUGGAGCAGAUGUGUCCGAAUUGGCGUAGUGUUUAAGUUAUUUUGUGUUUUGUUUGUUAUUUACGAUGAAGUUGGACUCGGGAGUUGGUAGGCGUCGCGGCCGCAGCCUGCUCGUCAGCCUCGCAGGAUUCAGCCUCCUGCUAUGGGUCGGAGCUAAGGCCGCGACCCCGCUCGGCCCCUCCGAGAGGCCCGAGGCCUAUUUCAACGGCAGCUCCUACAUACGACUCUCGAGGCCUAUAUCGCUCAAGCAACUCGUCGGCCUCAACUUUCGGACAUGUGUCGGUGGCGAGCUGUUCUCCCAACGUUUCGCCGGCUACACUCUCCACGUGACCGCCCUCCUGAAGCAGGUGGUGGUGUCCUGGGUCCGGCCUGGACAGCAGCAGCGCGAGCAGGCCAUGAACAGGAGCACCCUUGACAACAAGUGGCACUGGGUGGCGCUCAACUACCAGGCCAACCCGCCCUCGCUGCAUCUCGAGGUCGACAGGGUGUCCAAGGUGAUAUCGAACCGCACGCUGAACCCGUCGCUGCUGUCCCCCGGCAACCUGCAGGCGGACGGCGCCGAGGUGCUGGUCGGCAACGUGUUCGUCGGCUGCAUACACGAGGGGCCGCAGCUCGAGUUCCACGCCAGCGCGCAGCUGAGGAACGUCGAGUUCGGGGACUGCCCACUCACCAACAACUGCACCGUGCGACAAGAAGACGUGCAACAGCAUCUCCCCCGGGACCGCUGCUACAACGAGCCCUGCAUGCGGCACGGCACCUGCAUAUCCAGGCUUGACAACUACGAGUGCAUCUGCUCAGCGCGGUACACCGGCAAGAACUGCGAGGUGGACACGGGGGACCCCUGCGCCUCGGGCCCCUGCCAGCACGCGGGCAGGUGUGUCGAGGACGCGCGCGGCGACUACCAGUGCGUCUGCGACCCGCGGUACCACGGAGUGCAUUGCGAGCUGGAGGUGUCCGAGGACCCGCUGUGCGUGGCCGGGCCGUGCCGCAACAACGGCAGCUGCAGCGUGCCGCCCACCGCCGACACCUACGUCUGCUCCUGCCCCCCUGGAUACACCGGCCGAAACUGUGAAACCGAUGUGGACGAGUGCGCCUCCUCGGGCGCCAGCGUGGCCUGCCUCAACGGAGGCCGGUGCGUCGACGCGGUCAACAACUUUACCUGCGACUGCUCCGGUACCGGUUACACGGGGCCCCGGUGCGAGUCCAACGUCAACGAGUGUCUUGAGGAGCGGGACAUAUGCGGCCACAACGGCCUGUGUUACGACACGUACGGCGGGUUCGUGUGCGUCUGCCAGCCGGGGUACACGGGCGAGCGCUGCCACAGGGUACGUUACAUGGGAGUAGUGAUCCAGACAUGUGCGGCCACAACGGGCUGUGGUACGUUACAUGGGAGUAGUGAUCCAGACAUGUGCGGCCACAACGGGCUGUGUUACGACACGUACGGCGGGUUCGUGUGCGUCUGCCAGCCGGGGUACACGGGCGAGCGCUGCCACAGGGUACGUUACAUGGGAGUAGUGAUCCAGACAUGUGCGGCCACAACGGGCUGUGUUACGACACGUACGGGGCGGGUUCGUGUGCGUCUGCCAGCCGGGGUACACGGGCGAGCGCUGCCACAGGGUACGUUACACGGGUGUAGUGAUCCAGGCAUGUGCGGCCACAACGGGCUGUGUUACGACACGUACGGCGGGUUCGUGUGCGUCUGCCAGCCGGGGUACACGGGCGAGCGCUGCCACAGGGUACGUUACAGGUGUAGUGAUCCAGGCAUGUGCGGCCACAACGGGCUGUGCUACGACAUGUACGGCGGGUUCGUGUGCGUCUGCCAGCCGGGACAUGUGCGGCCACAACGGGCUGUGUUACAACACGUACGGCGGGUUCGUGUGCGUCUGCCAGCCGGGGUACACGGGCGAACGCUGCCACAGGGUACGUUACACGGGUGUAGUGAUCCAGACAUGUGCGGCCACAACGGGCUGUGUUACGACACGUACGGCGGGUUCGUGUGCGUCUGCCAGCCGGGGUACACGGGCGAGCGCUGCCACAGGAUGUCCCCGUCGCCCUGCACGUCCAAUCCCUGCGGCGCCGGCGGCGAAUGCAUCGAAGACGGCCCUGUGGACUUCCACUGCAAGUGCCGUCGCGGCUGGGCGCCGCCGCUCUGCGCCACCCCGUUACCGGCCAGCUGUGAUGUGACGUGUCCGCCGCGCUCGCACUGCAAAGAGACCGGUGUGCCGACGAUGGUUACCGGUGUAAUGAUACAGAAGCAAGUGAUGUGCGUUUGCGAUUUAGGAUUCUACGGCGCCCCAGGGUUGUCACCGAACUGCACUACCCUAGAGCUGGCCUGUGAGUCAGGGGUGUGCCAAAACGGCGCCACCUGCAGCCUCGGCACCGACCAUUUCAACUGCACCUGCGCCCCUGGAUAUAAAGGGGCCUAUUGCGAGCUGGCCGCUGCGAAGGCCCUCUCGGACCUGAAGGCGGCCCCGGAGCGGUGUUCGGCCCAACCCUGCGCUCACGCUGACGCGUGCCAGGACACGCCGAUGGGCUUCCGCUGCUCGUGCCUCCAGGGCUGGUCAGGCGUGCGCUGCGACGUGCCCGACACGUGCUCGCCCCCGUGCCUGAACGGCGGCGUCUGCGAGGACGGCGCGUGCACGUGCCGCGCGGGGUACGAGGGCGCGGCGUGCGAGCUGCCUGACUGCAGGGCGGCGGGCUGUCCGCACCAACAGGAAUGCGUCGAGCAAAAUGGCACGUGGCGUUGUAUCACACCAGUGGACCAAUCAGCGUGUACCCCUCACCCGUGCAACAACGGUACCUGCAUGCCAUUGGACGGCGGCGGCUUCGUGUGUCAGUGCGGCGCCGGCUUCAAUGGUGAGUGUUGCAUCACACUAGUGGACCAAUCAGCGUGCACCCCUCACCCGUGCAACAACGGUACCUGCGUGCCAUUGGACGGCGGCGGCUUCGUGUGUCAGUGCGGCGCCGGCUUCAAUGGUGAGUGUUGCAUCACACUAGUGGACCAAUCAGCGUGUACCCCUCACCCGUGCAACAACGGUACCUGCGUGCCAUUGGACGGCGGCGGCUUCGUGUGUCAGUGCGGCGCCGGCACCAAUGGUGAGUGUUGCAUCACACUAGUGGACCAAUCAGCGUGUACCCCUCACCCGUGCAACAACGGUACCUGCGUGCCAUUGGACGGCGGCGGCUUCGUGUGUCAGUGCGGCGCCGGCUUCAAUGGUGAGUGUUGCAUCACACUAGUGGACCAAUCAGCGUGCACCCCUCACCCGUGCAACAACGGUACCUGCGUGCCAUUGGACGGCGGCGGCUUCGUGUGUCAGUGCGGCGCCGGCUUCAAUGGAAAGUUCUGCGAUGUCGACAUCGACGAAUGCGCGGUCAAACCGAAGAUAUGCAACAACGGGGUGUGCGUCAACUCGCCUGGUUCCUACCAGUGCUAUUGCAGGCCAGGGUACACUGGUGAAAGCUGCGAGCAAGAUAUAAAUGAGUGCCUAUCCGCGCCGUGUAAAAACGGAGGCGUGUGUCACGACCUGGAGAACAACUUCGAGUGCACGUGCAAGGAGGGCUACAAAGGCAAAGACUGCUCAAUAGAUAUAAACGAGUGCGACUCUUCGCCUUGCGCAGAAGGCUCCACUUGCGUAGAUGGCGUGGCGAGUUAUUCUUGCGUGUGCCAGGACGGCCUCACCGGACCUACUUGCGACGUCAACAUUGAUGAUUGUGAAUCCCAACCGUGUCAGCAUGGCGGCCGCUGCAUCGACGGCCUAAACACAUACACCUGCGACUGCAGUAACACGGGCUACGCCGGCGUCCACUGCGCGGUCAACAUCGACGAGUGCGCCUCGCAGCCCUGCGAGAACGGUGCGACCUGCCGCGACCUCGUCUCAGACUACCGCUGCGAGUGCCACCAGGGGUACACCGGCAAAAACUGUGACGUGGACAUCCAAGAAUGCGCAAGCAAUCCGUGCAAGUACGACGGCAUAUGCGUGGAGCACAGCAACACCAGCCUUUACCAGCCGGCAGACGGGCCCCCUGUACAACUAGGCCCACAGCCGCAUAUGGUGCUACCAGAUGUGUUUUACAGGCCAUUCUCGCCUGAAAACGCUCACGGCUACGAAUGCAUAUGCGUGUUCGGCACGACCGGGUCCCGCUGCGAGGUGAACAUCGACGAGUGCGCGGCGAGCCCGUGCCGCCACGGCAAGUGCGUGGACGGCGUGGGCGGGUACUCCUGCGAGUGCCUGCCCGGGUACGAGGGCGAGCACUGCGAGGUCGACAUCAACGAGUGCAACAUAUACGACCCUUGCGGCAUCCACGGGCGCUGCUACGACGGCCGAGCGACCUACUACUGCGCCUGCGACCCCGGCUGGGGCGGGCGCAACUGCUCAGUCGUUCUAGAAGGUUGCCGCCAACAACCAUGCCGUAACAAUGGAACCUGCCUACCGUGGCUGCGACACGAAACUGAACAUCGGUUCAACUGCAGCUGCACCCCGGGCCAUCACGGACGCACUUGCGAGAAGAUCACAACUAUGUCCCUGGAAAAGCGUAGCUACGCCGAAAUCAACACGACCCGCGAGGAAGGCUACGAUAUCUCCUUCCGCUUCAAGACCACUCUGGGCAACGGCCUGCUGGCCAUGGGGCGGGGCCUCACCUACUUCUUCCUCGAGCUGUCCAACGGCAGGCUUAACCUGCACUCGUCGCUACUCAACAAGUGGGAGGGGGUGUUUAUAGGCUCCAAUCUGAACGACAGCAACUGGCAGAAGGUGUUCGUCACAAUCAACUCCUCGCACCUGGUGCUCGCCGCCAACGAGGAGCAGACCAUCUACCCCAUCAGCCAGAACGAAGCCUACAACUCCUCAGUGACAUCCUUCCCGACCACCCGUCUCGGUACCGCCGGCUCAUCGUACGCCACCGUGACGCACGGACCGAACUUCUUCGUGGGGUGCUUCCAGGACGUGGUCGUGAACAACCAAUGGGUGCUCCCAGAAGACUCGAACGCCACCGCCCCGGACCCGGAGCUUGAGGAGGCGGACACGGUGGUGCGCGCGCAGCUGCACGGCGUGCUGGCCUCGUGCCCGCGCAAGGAGCAGUGCUCGCCCAACCCGUGCCGCUCGGGCGCCUGCGAGGACGCCUGGAGCUCGUUCGUGUGCACGUGCCCAAGGCCACACCUCGGCGACACGUGCCAAUACAACUACACCGCCGCAACUUUCGGCCAGGAAUCCGCGACGCCCCAUUCAGUGGUGACAGUGGCGGUGCGCGAGAGCGCUCGCCGAGCGGUCCACGCCGCGCUCGACAUAUCCAUGUUCAUACGGACCCGCAAACCCACCGGACAGAUAUUCUACCUGGGCUCCAUGCCGAGGUACGGCCAAACGGAGGAGACGCUGGUUGGCGCGUCGCUGAAGGGCGGCGAGCUGCUGGUGCACCUGCGGUUCAACCAGACCCCGGAGGACUACACGGUGGGGGGCACCAGGCUCGACAACGGGAACCUACACCUUAUACAGGUUGUGAGAAACUCAACGUUGGUGCAAGUGAAACUGAACGGGACGGAAUACUUCAGGAAAUCCAUUUCGGCGGCGAAACAACUGGAUGCUCAGGUGCUGUACCUAGGCGGGCCGCCCACGCCGCCGCCCGCGGCGAGCACUCCCGCGCCCUCCUCCCCCGCGCCCACCCCCGCAGCCCCCGCCGACCCGCUCCCCGCGCCGGUCACCCCGAGGGUGCCCACCGACGCGGACUACUUUAAAGGUGUCAUACAAGAUGUCCAGAUCUCGAACGGCGUGAACGUGACGAUAGUGGAGUUCUUCCCGCUGCGCGUGUCCGGGCUCCGGCUGCCGCUCUCCUUCGGCGACGUGACGCUCGACCCGGCCGGCGUGCUGCCCGGCGAGGUCUCCGACGACGCCUGCGCCUCCAGCCCGUGCCUGCACAACGCCACCUGCAGCGUCACCUGGAACGACUACACGUGCUCGUGCCCUCGGGGCUACAAGGGCAAGCAGUGCGCCGAGGUGGAGUUCUGCCAGCUGCAGGCUUGCCCGGUCAACUCGCACUGCCGGAACCUCGACGGGGGCUACGAAUGUAUAUCUAACGCGACGUUCGACGGCGUGAACACGACUCUGGGCUACCGUCUGCGGCGGCCGCGCUCGCUGGAAGGCUACUCCGACGUCCAGCCGCCCACCUCCAUCACCAUAACAUACAGGACGAAACUCGGCGGCACCCUCUUCAGAGCGGAGAGCGUCACCGGCCCAGACUCCUGGUUCACCGUCGGCGUGUACAAGGAGCAGGCGUCUCUGGAGUGGCGGCUCGGCGGGGCCUGGCCGGAGAAGAGGUCCAUACGGCGCUCCCUGCAGACGCACUCGCAGUGGAGCGUCCUCAAGAUUGCUGUAGCAAGAGAUAUGCUCACCGCGGCCUUUGUAGACUCCACCGGGCACGAUGAGAUCACCACGACGUCGCCGAUAGACCAGGCGGCCUGGCAGCUGUUGCUGACCGACGGACGGAUCUACCUCGGCGGGUCGGCGCCGCAGGAACACACACUGCAGCCCGCGGUCGAAACGUCGACGGAACAAAACGUGUUCGAGUACACGGAGGGAGACGGGUUCACAACGGACAACGACGCCGGCAAAUACUUUAAGGGCUGCAUGGGCGCUGUGUACGUGGGUACCCUGUUGUUACCGUUCUUCACCGACGGGGAGCUGUAUGUCGGCUUGGCGGCCUCCAAACGCGAUGCGCAACCCCACUACGAACUGAUAAGCGGCAGGCCUUGGGGUACCGCCGACGGCGGCACCACAAUAGGCUGCGUGCUGUGCCUCGAGCAGGACUGCGCUCGAGGCGGCCGCUGCGAGGACGUCCGCUCCUCGUACGCGUGCGCGUGUCCCGCAGGUUACUCCGGUGACUACUGCGAGGUGAGUCCGGGACCCUGUGCCAGCAGGACGGCGGCACCACCAUCGGCUGCGUGCUGUGCCUCGAGCAGGACUGCGCUCGAGGCGGCCGCUGCGAGGACGUCCGCUCCUCGUACGCGUGCGCGUGUCCCGCAGGUUACUCCGGUGACUACUGACGGCGGCACCACCAUCGGCUGCGUGCUGUGCCUCGAGCAGGACUGCGCUCGAGGCGGCCGCUGCGAGGACGUCCGCUCCUCGUACGCGUGCGCGUGUCCCGCAGGUUACUCCGGUGACUACUGCGAGCAGGACGGCGGCACCACAAUAGGCUGCGUGCUGUGCCUCGAGCAGGACUGCGCUCGAGGCGGCCGCUGCGAGGACGUCCGCUCCUCGUACGCGUGCGCGUGUCCCGCAGGUUACUCCGGUGACUACUGCGAGCAGGACGGCGGCACCACAAUAGGCUGCGUGCUGUGCCUCGAGCAGGACUGCGCUCGAGGCGGCCGCUGCGAGGACGUCCGCUCCUCGUACGCGUGCGCGUGUCCCGCAGGUUACUCCGGUGACUACUGCGAGCAGGACGGCGGCACCACCAUCGGCUGCGUGCUGUGCCUCGAGCAGGACUGCGCUCGAGGCGGCCGCUGCGAGGACGUCCGCUCCUCGUACGCGUGCGCGUGUCCCGCAGGUUACUCCGGUGACUACUGCGAGCAGGACGGCGGCACCACCAUCGGCUGCGUGCUGUGCCUCGAGCAGGACUGCGCUCGAGGCGGCCGCUGCGAGGACGUCCGCUCCUCGUACGCGUGCGCGUGUCCCGCAGGUUACUCCGGUGACUACUGCGAGCAGGACGGCGGCACCACCAUCGGCUGCGUGCUGUGCCUCGAGCAGGACUGCGCUCGAGGCGGCCGCUGCGAGGACGUCCGCUCUUCGUACGCGUGCGCGUGUCCCGCAGGUUACUCCGGUGACUACUGCGAGACCGAUAUAAACGAGUGCUUGCAUAACAAAUGCCAAAAUGGAGCAACUUGUCGUGAUCUCGUGGCCAACUACACCUGCGAAUGCCCUGAAGGAUUUACCGGACAAUUCUGCGAAACGGACAUCGAUGAGUGCGCGUCCACGCCGUGCGAGCACGGCGGUACGUGCACGGACACGCCGGGCGGCUUCGUGUGCACGUGCGCGAGCGAGUGGCGCGGCGACCGCUGCGAGACGCCGCGCGAGCGCACUUGCGCGCACCAGCCGUGCCAGCACGGCGCCACUUGCAGGGACGUGCCAGACGCACCUCGAGGCAACAACUACACCUGCACGUGCUCAAGUGGCUGGGUCGGCGUGCACUGCGAGCGCGCGUUCUGCGAGCUGCAGCCGUGUGAGCAUGGAGCCUGUGUCGCCGACGGGGAGGUACCAGCGUGCUCGUGCGAGCCCGGAUUCACCGGCGUCCACUGCGAGACGGAGAAGGACGAGUGCGCGGAGGGGGGCGCGCAGCGCUGCCUGCACGGCGGCACCUGCCGGCACACGCGAGGCGGGUUCCUGUGCGUGUGCCCGCCAGCGUGGACAGGCCUCCACUGCGAGGCCGACGUGGACGAGUGCGACAAGGACAGCGUGAGCUGCGGCCCCACGGGCACGUGCGUCAACCUACCCGGCUCCUACAUAUGCCAAUGCGAGCGCGGCAAAUGCGGUCACGAGUGCGCCCUGGCCGACCCAUGCUACCCGGCGGGCAACGACACGGGCCCCUGCGAGCACGGCGGCGGCUGCACGCAGCGCUGCAGCGACCUCGUCGACUACACCUGCGAGUGCAUCGACGGCUGGGCCGGCAAGAACUGCUCGCAGCAGAGUGUCGCAUCUGAAUCGGAAGGCAGCGACUCGACGUCGUCCACAGUACUGAUCGCGGUCGGGUGCGCGCUGCUCGCCGCCGCGCUGGCGGCGCUGGCGCUGGGCGCGCUCUGCGCCCAGGCGAGACGCAAGCGCGCCACCAGGGGGACUUACAGCCCGUCGGGGCAGGAGUACUGCAACCCGAGGGCGGAGAUGAUGCACCACGCGCUGAAACCGCCGCCAGAGGAGCGCCUCAUAUAAAGAGCCGAGCCCCGAGCGGUCACCGCUCGACCACACAAACGCCAAGUACCUGUGCCGGGUGUUACUCCACGACCUGGCAUCGCCCGCUAAUCAAACUUAAUUAUGUAGUACUUACUCAAUGUGACUAUCAUGUAUUUGACAAUAUAAGCAUGGAUGUUCAAUGUAUUGUUGUCGGUAUUAGGUAAUUAAAAUCAGGUUCGGUAGAAUUUAAUACGCUAAAUGCGCAUUUUUGUAAAUAUUCUAAGAUUUUAUGUUAUGACUAUGAAUUUUAAAAAAUGUGACAAUGAACUACAAGUAUAGCCGAUUGAAAUGCUAAACUAUUAUCAGAUUUGUCAUAAUUGAGAUAUCUAAAUGAAAUUAACGUUUUAAUAUAAGAAAAACCUAUAUUCCAAAUUAUAGUAUAGGUAGAGCUGACUUUAAAAAAAGAAAAAUGUGUCUUUAAGGAUGUGACUUGACAGAGCAGGAGGUAGGUAAAUAUGAGCUUGUAUUUUUACUAUUCUCCGUAGAAAGUUUAAUAGUAACAGUACCUAGUAAGGUUUCCAUAGUAUGUACUUCAAAUUACAUGUCCCUUUAGGGCUCAUUUUUAUUUUGUUGUCGAUUUUGUUUUCGUUAGGUUUGGAUAAAAUUUGGCUGGUUCGAAGAACUCCUCAUUCUGGGUGGAUUAAAUACGAAAUCCUAAUUAGGAACAAAAAAAUAUUAUUUUUUAAAUUACGAAACUAUUUUCAUACGUUUUCGUAACUCAGUGAAAGAUUUUUUCAGGACAUACGGGUUAAAAUUAUGUACAAAUUGUAUCGAAAACUGACGAGAUAAAAUUUUGAUAAAAUUAAAAACGGCCCUUUAAUGUGUAUGUUUUUACCUGGCGCGUUCGACGCAAAGAAAAGGAGUACCUUAUAUAAUGAACCUUACAAUCAUAGUUAAAAAUCAGUGUUGUGACACGUCAUGUAAAAUAUAAUGAACUAAACGUGUCAAACCAUUUGUGUUAUUAACCCUUUGAACGCUUUAUGUCAUAAACACAAACAUCACUCAAACGCCAAGAUCCCGGGCGCAAGCGAGCUAAUGUAAACCCUACUCGAAAGUGUGAGGGUAACUCCGCCAUAACACCUAUAGUGGUCCUUGGCGCUAUGGGCACGACUAGUAACGACACCUUUAGGUGUUCCUGGCGUUCAAAAGGUUAACUAUCUAUUAGUUCAGGAAACUUUCUGUACUUCUUGAAACUGACAUUCCAUAUAUUUAUAAUUAUCAUAUUUAGUGUUAUACAACUUAUUUACGCACUACUUGGGUGUUCAAAAUUAUGCAUUCGUAUUUUAUAUCUAAUUAAAGACUCAAGUUUAUAACACUGAUCAAAUUUUAUAAAAUGACAAUCAUUUUAAACUAUUUCUAUAAAUUAUGUACUUAAGGUAAAUUCUAAAUUUAUAACGGUGUGCGUCCACGUAGAAGUUUUAUCGAAUGACUGCUAUUUCAUAUUAGAUUAUAUUUAGUAGUGAACUACCGAAAUGUGAUUAGAAUUUGCGACUCUCCUUCUGUUCAAUUAUAAGUAAGCAAUCCCCGGUUCGACGGGAGCAAACAUUCACGUAUCGACAUCCAUGUGAAACAAGUUUUGAAUUAUCCUAAUUAUAGAUCUCUUCAGUCUUCGUGCCCUGAUAAAAUGGCCACUUGUGUUGAAAUUGGGUUGAUAAAGAAAAUAAAUAAAUAUUAUAGAACAAUUUUACACAGUUCGACCUAAUCCCACAAUUCCCACAAAUCAGACGUUAACGUCAAUUUAUGUCAGUGAAAUAUUAUGACCAAUAUGACCUUGUUUGUUGAUCAAUUCUUCGGAUUUUUUACAAUGUCGAUAAGCAUAAAUGAAACAGGUUUGCAAGUAAGGGGAAAAGUAACUAUAUGUAUAAAAUUUACGCUAGACAUGUGUCGUUCACGAGUGAGUGAUUUAAAUGAACUAUAUCUUUUGAUUGAACUCGCUCACUCUUCAACUCACUCAGUCGCUCACCUAUCUCAGUGUUCCUUGCGCGCUCUUUCCCACUCAUAAUUCGAAUGAGCCGGCCGAGCGUAACAAGCGAGUGAGCGAGUGAGACGAUCUGCGAGCGAAAGAUAUGAAUUAAUCUUAUCAACUCAGUGAAGCGUUUUGCGCAUCUCUAAUUGACGCUCUUAUUUUAUAGUUACGAUUCAAAAAUUCAUAUAUGCUGCUUCAUAUGGAUAUCGAUAGACGUCGAUAUUUAAACUAAGGGUGUUUUUGCUCCCGUCAAACUGGGGUUCAUAAAUAAGUCUGUGUUAGUUUAAAACUGAGCAUGGAUUUGUGACUCGUGUGAUACGGCAGAAUGAUGAAUACUUUAAUAUUAAGAAGGUAAGAGCGUAGCAGAUUCUAAACUAGUAUAAGAAGUGACGGUGCCGAAGGUGAGCGACGCGCUAUGCUUAUAGUUCACGUGUUUCUAGUUCAUUGUUAUGUAAAUAGUUCCCACAACUAUACUAGGUUCGCAGUAUUAUGGUUCACGCAGUCAUGACAAUAAUUCACAGCUCAAAAGUGUUCAAAACGAUAAUUAAGUAUAUGCAAGUAGGUAAAGUGAACUUUAAGGCUAAACGACAUAUCGAGAGUUGAUAAAGCUGCAUUAUGACAUUAAUAACCGAAAUUUUGUGCGUCAAAAUAACAGGGUUCAUAAGACAUUCUGUGUACCUAAAUGAGGUGAGCAGAGCGAUGCUAUAAGUAAACAUAGUAGGAGUAGUUGUACUUACACCUAUGCUUUAAAACUCCGUCCAAGAUUGUUCUCAUUCUUGAAUUUCAUUGUGAUAACAAAUAUAUAUUUAUGAAUAAAAAAAAAUAUUAAGUACACAUAUUUUUGACAUUUAAAUAUAUAAGUACCUAACUAUGUUUGGUGGCUAAGCGAUUUCUUCUACAUUAUGCAAAAGCGAAUGCAAUUUAACGCAUUGUUAUAAUGUGUGAGUAUUUAGAACUACUGCAGAGACUUGGUGUUGGUUGUGUGAACUCGCAUGUGCCUCUCGCGUCAAAUGAUGGUCCCUAUGACAGUUCAUUUUAUAUGGAGUACUUUAGCUGUCACGUAAAAUGUUUGUAGACAUUUUCUGAAAGUUUAGCACAUAAAUUUAUUUAGAAAUGUAACAUUUAAAUAAUAAAAAUUCGGUAAAUCAUAUUGCGUCCAUUAUUUUUUAAUUAAGCCCAACCAAAAGAGACUUGAAGGAACUGUCGUAGGGACCAUCCUUCGACGCGAGAGGUAUAUCUAACGACGAGGUGAAAUAGUUAAGUAAAGCCCCUCUUGUAUGUAGUUGUGAAGUGUUUGAAUAAAUAGUAAUACAUAGAUAGGUUUGCAAACACAUUAUUUACUAAGUUAAGAAGUUUGAGUAUUUUAGCCCACUUAUCAUUAUAUUGUCAUGAAUAAUCCCUCAGUUAAAUAGUUGUCAAUGUCGAGUUUUUUUUUAUGUACACACACAUGAAAGAGAGGCUUUACUUAAUUUUUUACCUAUGUAUCGUCAGGUGACAACCAAAACUCACUAAUUACUUACUAUCACAAGCUAAGAGCCAUAUUGAACCAUAAUAGUACCAAAACAAAGUUGAUUUUUGUUCAAUUCGUGAGUAUUGGUUGUGGUUCUGACGAUUUACAAUACUGGCCAAUAAAUAUCAUCUUCAUUAUUUUCAUGUUUGCUAAAUGUGAGUUGGGGGACCUAGUGAACAAAAGCUAUCAACAUGAAAAUUGCGUAUUAUUGUUUUUGAUCGUACUCACCAAUUACCUACCUUUAUUUUUGUAACUAAAAAUCUGGACCUGAACUCACUGCACCUUAAGAAUGUGGUAUACCUAAUAUUAUUGGCCGGUACUGUAAGCACUGUUUUCAGCUGUUUGUUUUGAGCAUAGUGCGCGCGCCACGGCCCGUCGGUGCCUUACCCGACCAGUGUGGGGCGGUGUACAGUCAGCAAGAAAAAUAUUCAAGCGAAUAGUUCAAUAACUUGAAUUGUGAUAACAGUCAAACCCCGUGCCGUGCAAUGUCACGAUUAGUCUUAAAAAUCUUAAACUAUACACAUCUAAUACAUUGAAUAAACCUUUGAUUGUGAAAAUAGUUCAUUUUCAUUACAACCCUAGUUCACUCGUUUAUUAUCAAUGUUGACUGUACACGUAAUAAGAUGUACUUAAUAUAUAAAAGCUUUUUAUCUUUUACUUUAUAUUGACUUUUGUAUAUCGAUGUAAGCUUUUAUAGACAAUGUAUUUGAUAGGCGCUAUAUCUUUGGGGUAUUUAUUGUAUCGUUACACAGUGGAACUGUAACGUUAGGGCGUAGUAGGGGUACCUAUUACCUAACGGAGCGAUCGCAUGCAAGCGGGUGCCAUUGUUGGGAAAAUCCAUCGCACGCGACUGCGCCAGUUAACGUCGUUGCUCAUACUAUUCCUCGUUAACCCGCUCACCCGCUCCGUGCAACCGCACCACCUAGCGGACGCCCUUACACAAUAGACAGUGCGUAUUCGUUUUAGCUAAUAGAUAAACUAUAACACCUUUUAUAUACCAGCU
Cydia splendana is the source of this 13527-nucleotide messenger RNA. It is a transcript of the gene crb, whose product is annotated as protein crumbs. Gene Ontology annotation, biological process: establishment or maintenance of epithelial cell apical/basal polarity; heterophilic cell-cell adhesion. Bases 184 to 9027 code for a protein of 2947 amino acids. NCBI's taxonomy places the organism in Eukaryota, Metazoa, Arthropoda, Insecta, Lepidoptera, Tortricidae. The transcript has 55 exons. The record is from RefSeq and is a predicted model, not a curated record. Gene Ontology annotation, cellular component: protein-containing complex; plasma membrane. Gene Ontology annotation, molecular function: calcium ion binding.